AUGUCGACCUGCAGGAAGAGUAGAGAUAUUGAGACAAAAAAGGCCUUGUGGAUGCUUAGGCUUCUCAUCCAGAAGCUACAAAGGGGCCUCUCAGUGCUGGCACAUAGAGGGCCUGAGGAUCUCAGAGAAGUCCAAGUACCAGCAACAAUGGUGCCGGAUGAUGUUAGCGAAGGACAUUUUGUUGUUUUUGCGGUCAAAGGUGAGGAAACAAAAAGGUUUGUUGUUGAGCUGGAUUACUUAACAAACCCAGCAUUCUUAAGGUUGCUGGAGACGGCUAAGGAAGAAUAUGGAUUCAGACAGAAAGGAGCUCUUGAAAUCCCUUGUCCACCCGAGGAGCUGCAGAAGAUUCUCGAUGACACGUGUUAUUAG
Corylus avellana is the source of this 369-nucleotide messenger RNA. RefSeq names its product auxin-induced protein X15-like. The record is from RefSeq and is a predicted model, not a curated record. Gene Ontology annotation, biological process: response to auxin. Lineage: Eukaryota; Viridiplantae; Streptophyta; Magnoliopsida; Fagales; Betulaceae.